This is a messenger RNA of Trichomycterus rosablanca, 1143 nucleotides long. RefSeq names its product 4-galactosyl-N-acetylglucosaminide 3-alpha-L-fucosyltransferase 9-like. Bases 1 to 1143 code for a protein of 380 amino acids. The record is from RefSeq and is a predicted model, not a curated record. Gene Ontology annotation, molecular function: alpha-(1->3)-fucosyltransferase activity. The transcript has a single exon. Lineage: Eukaryota; Metazoa; Chordata; Actinopteri; Siluriformes; Trichomycteridae. Gene Ontology annotation, cellular component: membrane.
AUGAUGCCUAAUGUAUCUAGAACCCAGCAAUUGUGUCUGAUUGGCAUUUGCUGGCUUUCAGGAAUCGCCUCAUGCAUGCUGUUUUUACAGUACUUCACACCGAAAUGCUCAACUUAUUUAAUUCCACCACAUAAGCCAGAGAUCAAGAGCGUGAACAUUUCUAACUCUAUUCCCAAGCCAGAAACUCCAUCGAAGGAAGAAACAAAGGAAGAAACAAAGGAAGAAAAACCCAUCCUGCUCCUCUGGGUCUGGCCUGAAAAUUACAGAUUUGACUUCAGCGACUGCAAGAAAUUUUACAACAUCGAUGGCUGUCAUUUUACUGAUGACAGAAAACUUUACAACCAGGCAGAUGCCGUCCUGAUCUUCCACAAAGCUAUCAGGUGGGAUCUAUCCAACCUUCCACCAUCUCCUCGUCCUGCGUUUCAGAGGUGGAUCUGGUUCCACGUGGAAUCGCCAACCAACACGCACAAGAUACCAGGUCUGGAAAACCUCUUUAACCUCACUUUGAGUUACAGACGGGACGCCGAUAUUUCCGUUAAAUAUUGGUUGACUGUUAAUAAAACACCAAAUACGGACUUUGUAAUCCCUAAGAAGGACAAGCUCGUCUGCUGGUUCGUGUCUAACAAUGAUCCAUCGACAGGCGUUAACACCAGGAUGAAGUACUUCAAUGAGCUUAAGAAGUACAUCAAUGUAAACAUAUUUGGGCGAAUGGCUGGAUCUCACUUAAAAUCUGAAGACUAUUAUCCAACCCUGGCCAGCUGUAAAUUCUACCUUUCUUUUGAGAACUCCGUCCACAGGGACUACAUCACUGAGAAAGUGAAUGGUCCUUUAUCUGUAGGAACUGUCCCUGUUGUAUUGGGACCACCAAGACAGAACUAUGAAGACUUCUUUCCACCUAAUUCCUUCAUUCAUAUUGAUGAUUUCCCCAAUCCUCAAGCUCUCGCUAACCGUCUACUUCAGCUGGACAAGGACGACGAGGCUUACAGACGAUUCUUUGAUUGGAAAAAACACGUCACUGCAACUCCUCAUCUUGUCAUUCAGAAUCAAGAGUUUAUCAUUUAUAUCUGUCAUGCUUGUGAAUAUAUUGGGAGACACAAGGAGUAUAAAGUUGCACACGAUAUCUACCAGUGGUGGUUUUCAUAA